AUGUUCGACCAUUCAGAGCUGGCUGGCGCUUUGUCAGAAUCAGUGUCAGGGCUGGCAGCCCGCGGCCACGCCCAGCAGAUGCCUGAGGCCAUUGCUACCCAAGAUCAAGACUUGCGCGUUAGAGCUCUUGGUGGUCAGACAAGCGUCAGCCCCUCUCUAGAUCUUUCUGAAGAGCUUCGCCCCACGUAUCCAGAGAAACAACAAGCUCGGUGGAAUUCUGCUCUUCAACUACACCGAACUGCUCCCAUUAGUCCUUUGGUCCAAACUCUAUCUGCAAGCGACAAUCCAACAGAUUCGACAUUCGAGCUGCUCUCUUGCACCCGGCAGAGCUUACCCGGCCAGAACUUUCAUCCUUUCGAGGAUCUGGAAGAACUCGCUCAAGGCGACCAUCCCCACCCCGCAACACCACCCUUUCUCAAACAGGCUCUUCUUGAACAAGGUUUCAUCUCUCCCCUAGACCUUCAUCGACCGUCAUCUGGCCCCGCUGUCACCAUGGGAGAGCAUCACGACGAUAUGCAAGGUUUUGAAACUCCUGGGCUACAUGCGGCAGGUCCGAAUACCUCAGAGCAGCCCGAUCCCCAGUACUUCCAAUCCCAGCUGUCGGUCGCGACUGAAUUGACUACACCUCAGCCCAGUGCACAAAGCCAGCAGGCACCUCACCAACGUCGAGGAAAGAAUAAAAAGAACAAGAAAACCUCUUCUCGCGCCCGUCGCCCGUCCAAGGCCCAGAAUUCUUCCAUUGACGAGACUCGGCCGAGCCAGUACGAUUUAUCGCAGUCCAAUUUCGCCUCCAUCUCACAGUAUCAUAAUACUUCCAAUCCGACAGCUAUGGACGGCCAGGAUACAAUGGGAGCAGCGUCUACCCUUGUUCACGGAUACGGAUCCGGUCCUCUACCAGAGCCCAGUCCUCAUGAACUGCAAUCUGCAUCAUCCGAGGGUGGUCAAGAUGCCUCCCGCCUUGGACCCUUCCAACAAGCUACUGGUAUUAUUGAAACCUUGUAUAGAGCUCACCCAGAGCUUCGCCGCUCGUCCCAAAUGAACGACGCCGUUCAUCAGCUCAUGUCACUUAUUCCUGCAGAUCGUCAGAAUCCGACCAGUGAGGUUUCCAACAUUCCAAACAACGGUCAAGCUGGCACAGGAAAUUCAGACAUGGGCUACCAGUCCCAAGCUCCGAUUGUGUACCAACCCCAGCUCAGUCCUCCGAAAGACUCGACACCGAUUCAGGUUACUAUUGGCGAGCUUUACAACGGACAACAGAUGUCCAAGGAUGAUGCGCGCAAGCUCAGCAGCACCCGCAACGAGAAACUCCCACCCAUGACCUUUGACUGGCUCAAUCUGUCCAACGAGAUGAUGGUAGAUGAACAACUGGGCAUUGACGACGGAGGUCACCUGUACCUCAAGCGGCCGGCAUGGGCACCCAAGAAGCCCCCGAGAAUUAUCCUCCAGGGCGGCGAGAUCUUUGAUCCUAACCAUUAUGCCCAAACCAUCAAUGAGGGGGUCUGCGAUUUCCUUUCCAAGGAAACCAUGCCAGCUCACCUGCACCUCGACGCUGACCUACGCGACUUGACAGCUCAGCAAAAGUUUCAUCGUCGGAAAAUUCAGCGUAUCGCCUGGCAGCUCUGGUGUGCCAGGGAGCUUUGUUGUCGUGACGUCUCGGAGGCCUUUGCCAUAGAACGUCUUCAAGCCAUCGUCUUGAGACACGUCCAGGGUCGUUCUUUGGAGUCUGCCGUUGUGGCUACAUGGAGCGAGAGCCCCAGCACGCCUCGCGGCUGGGCUUGGAUUGGCAAGGACCAGGUUCUGUAUCAUGAGCUUAAGCCCAUAGACCUACUAGGUUUCUUUGAACACCAGUUGUCCAUGUUCAAUGGUGACCAGGAGGCUAUGCUUCGCGCCCGCCCUCAGCCGACUUUGCCUGCAAUGUAUCCUCCCGAUCGUCUCAUUGACUCCAUGAGACCUUAG
Messenger RNA from Pestalotiopsis fici W106-1, 1956 nucleotides. RefSeq lists its product as uncharacterized. Bases 1 to 1956 code for a protein of 651 amino acids. The record is from RefSeq and is a predicted model, not a curated record. Lineage: Eukaryota; Fungi; Ascomycota; Sordariomycetes; Amphisphaeriales; Sporocadaceae. The transcript is spliced from 3 exons.